UUUCUGCAUCGAAUUUUUCAACUAUUGCAUACUUUCUUACAAAACAAAAGUUGUUUCUUUGUGUUAUUUGUUACUGACUUUGAGUUUGACAAAGUGGUACGCGUUUGAGGUACCGCUACUCUUGCGACAGGUAUAUCUGUUUUAUUCUGGAAGGAAGUAAUCCAUAACCUCAGAGAGAAGACCUAUCUUUUGGAGCCUAUUCAGUACAUGUUCAAAAGUUUGAAUUUUGCAGUUUGUGGUCAUUGAUUGCAGACAUAUUAUGGUUUCUCUUCCGCAAAAUUUCUGGGCAGCCCCUCAUUUUGCUCGUCACCCAGGCUAUAAGCCUCAGUGUAUAUCUCGAAUCACGUGCUUAGCUAGCAGGGACUCCACAUUUUUGCCUUCAGAUUCUGUUAAAGUUAAUGGUGUGUCCUCUAUUGAGGAAAAGGAGAAAAGUAUCCCUGUAGUUGAUGUGCAAAAUGAUCAUUUGGAUAAGAGCAAGGAGGACAUGCGAAACAAGUUGGAACCCCUUUGGGAUGAUGGAUAUGGAACUCAAACUGUUAAGGAUUAUCUUGAGAUAGGAUUGGAGAUUAUUAAGCCCGAUGGAGGUCCUCCGCGGUGGUUUACUCCCAUAUCAGCUGGUCCUCCUUUGCAAGAAUCUCCUCUCCUACUUUUUCUGCCUGGAACGGAUGGCACUGGCAUGGGUCUUGUUUUGCAUGAAAAGGCUCUUGGGAAAGUUUUUCAGGUUUGGUGCUUGCAUAUUCCUGUGUAUGAUCGAACACCGUUUGACGAACUGGUGAAUUUUGUCGAGAGAACUGUGAGGCUGAAGCACGCUUCAUCUCCAAACAAGCCAAUUUAUUUAGUUGGAGAUUCAUUUGGAGGGUGCUUGGCUCUUGCUGUUGCUGCUCAUAACCCUAAGAUUGACCUUGUUCUGAUAUUAGUUAAUCCAGCAACUUCCUUUGGGAAGUCACAGCUCCAACCUCUGCUUCCUCUUCUAGAGUCUUUGCCUGAUGAAAUUCAUGUUAUGGUCCCUUAUCUUAUGAGCUUUAUUAUGGGUGAUCCAAUGAAGAUGGCGAUGGUUAACAUUGAUUCCAUGCUUCCUCCUGGACAAAUUAUUCGACGUCUCUCUGACAACCUCACUAGUUUGCUGGCCUACCUCCCUGGCUUAGCUGAUAUCAUACCGAAGGAAACUCUUCUCUGGAAGUUGAAGCUUCUUAGAUCUGCUUCAUCUUAUUCAAAUUCCCGCCUCCAUGCUGUUAACGCUGAAGUACUUGUGAUUGCUAGUGGCAAGGAUAACAUGUUUCCAAGUGGAGAUGAAGCUCAGAGGCUUGCAAAUUCAUUAAGAAACUGCAAAGUACAAUACUUCAAAGACAAUGCGCAUACUAUUUUAUUGGAAGAUGGUAUUAAUCUGCUAUCCAUCAUCAAAGGUACUAGCAAAUAUCGUCGUAAAAAAAGGCAUGAUCCUGUCAUGGAUUUUCUUCUUCCUACUAUGUCAGAGUUCAAGAACACAAUCCAGGACUAUAGUUGGUAUCUCAAUUUUACUGGUCCUGUUAUGCUGUCCACACUGGAAAAUGGGAAAAUUGUAAGAGGUCUAGCAGGGGUCCCACGUGAAGGCCCUGUAUUGUUGGUCGGUUAUCACAUGCUUAUGGGUUUAGAUUCUAUCCCUCUCGUUCUAGAAUGUUUGAGGCAGAGGAAAAUUUUACUUCGUGGUAUAGCACAUCCGGUAUUGUUUACUCAGCGGACCGAGAGUCGAACUAAUGAAAGCUCAUUCAAUGAUCUGUUGAGACUAUCUGGAUUUAUGCCUGUCAGUGCCAGCAACCUUUUUAAGUUGCUUGCAACAAAGUCACACAUUCUGCUGUAUCCUGGCGGUGCCCGUGAGGCCUUACAUCGUAAGGGAGAAGAGUACAAGGUGAUUUGGCCUGACCAACCAGAAUUCAUCAGAAUGGCAGCAAAAUUUGGUGCGACAAUUGUGCCGUUUGGGGUUGUAGGGGAAGAUGAUAUAGCACAGUUAGUUCUCGACUAUGACGACCUAAAAAAUAUUCCUAUAUUGGGUGAUGGGAUAAGGUAUUAUAACGAACAUGCAGCGAGGAGUGGUUUAACAGUCAGGACGGACAUGGACGAGGAGGUCGCCAACCAAGCACUGUAUCUCCCGGGUGUUUUACCUAAGAUACCGGGUCGGUUUUACUACUUGUUUGGAAAACCUAUUCACACAAAGGGAAGGAAGGACCUGGUGAAAGACAGAGAGAAAGCAAGAGAAUUGUACUUGCAGGUAAAAUCUGAAGUUCAAAAUAACAUGAAUUAUUUGCUUAAGAAAAGAGAGGAGGAUCCUUACCGAAGCGUCAUUGAUCGGACCGUGCAUAAAGCAUUUUCUGCAACGUUUGAUGAUGUCCCAACAUUUGAUUAUUAAGUGACCAGUUAGAAGUUAGAUUUAUUUUUUGGUAAAUGAUGUAUAUGUAUUCAUGGUUCAAUGAUAUGUUGGAUAGAACCAUACAAUCAGCAGAGUCAACGAUUCACAAAUUUUAGUGCUUCUUGAUCCUGUGGGUCAUCAGAUUAAGUACCAUACUUUUUAGAUUAUUGAAUGUUUGAUCCUACUUUA
Molecule: messenger RNA, 2572 nt
Organism: Lycium barbarum (goji berry)
Lineage: Eukaryota; Viridiplantae; Streptophyta; Magnoliopsida; Solanales; Solanaceae
Product: phytyl ester synthase 1, chloroplastic-like
Exons: 14
Coding region: 260-2383 (707 amino acids)
Cellular component (GO): membrane
Source: RefSeq, a predicted model, not a curated record